UUAGUGUUGACGUUUAAUAACACAUGAGUACAUAUUCACAUUACGUUGGUAUACAACAUGGAUUUUAAUACUCCUUAAUAAUUAUUAGUGUUUGAUAUAAUUUAUAUAAAUUAAAAAAGUAUAUUAAAAUCAAUAAAAGAUAAUAAACAAACAAUGCAAUAUAUAUAACGUUGUGUAAUAUUGACAAUUUGGCACUAAAUUUUUAGAAAUAUAGCCAAAUUCUUUAAUAUAGUUGAAACAAACAGCAAAACAAGGGAAUAUGAGUGAUAUACGUAUUAGAACUAUGCGAUAGCAUUUAUGUAAUAAUAAAUAUAUAAAGUGUAAAUGAUUUUUAUCAUUAUGAAAUUCAACGAAAAAGAGCUUGCAGAAGCAAGUAAUGGUCCCGCUGAUAUUGAAGGUCGUUUAAAUCAUAAACGAGCACACAAGUCAGGAUUCAAAGAAAAGUGGUUCAAACUACGAUGUAACUUGUUAUUUUAUUUUAACAUCAAUGAAUUGGGACAAAUUGAUACUAGGCAACCGGCAGGUGUAAUUAUUUUGGAAAAUUAUAGUAUUAACCUUGAUGCUGCAACUGAAGGUGUAUUUGCAUUUAGUAUAGCGUUUCGAGAUGAAUACGAAAAAAGACAUGUUUUAAGUGGUCGUUCAGAAUUACAAGUAGAACAAUGGGUAAAUGCACUUAAGCAAGCAAGUUAUGAAUAUUGGAGAUUUCGUUUAAUAGUGCUUCAAGAAAAGUUAUGCAAGAAAACAGGGAAAGAUCCGUUGCUCAUGUAUCCACGAAAUCAAGGAAUUAUCAGAGAUGAAGCAUGGGAACCUGCAUCAACUUUCAGAUCUCAUGUUUCUUGGACAGAAGAUGUGAAAAAAGCACGUUCAGGAGAUUACAAUAUAAAAUUAUACGAUGAUGAAAGAUAUGCAGCUAUACGUAAAGCACUAAGAAAUGGAGAAGAUCCAAACAGCGUGAAACCAUUAGUUGUUGUAGUACUUAAUAAUCCAGGCAUAUAUCGUGGACCUUGGAUUAACUCGGAACUCCUUGCUGUUCUUUUAGCUGCCUUAGUAUCAUAUUCUGCUUUCUCUUCAAAAUUCAAGCUUCUUGCUUGAAUAUUUUUCAUAAACAAUAAAUUUGUUAAAAUUUUUAUAUAAAUUAAACGUUACUAAAAGCAAA
Molecule: messenger RNA, 1156 nt
Organism: Frieseomelitta varia
Lineage: Eukaryota; Metazoa; Arthropoda; Insecta; Hymenoptera; Apidae
Gene: Tapdelta
Product: translocon-associated protein subunit delta
Exons: 3
Coding region: 325-1092 (255 amino acids)
Cellular component (GO): membrane; endomembrane system; endoplasmic reticulum
Source: RefSeq, a predicted model, not a curated record